Molecule: messenger RNA, 363 nt
Organism: Vicia faba (fava bean)
Lineage: Eukaryota; Viridiplantae; Streptophyta; Magnoliopsida; Fabales; Fabaceae
Source: the annotation of a GenBank genome assembly
AUGCUUGCAUCUCAUAGAAAAAUAACCGAAGUACAAGCAUAUGAGAUUGAUUUGGCCGAUGACUCCGGAUUAAGGCAUAAGUCAACAUUUCAACUUAUGAGCACACAUGCUGGACAGAGAGCUAAUGUUGGAUUACACGAGUCGAUGUUAAAAAUUCAAUACAAAAAGACAGAGAAGGGAAAAGAGGUUGAAGCCGAUCUAAAAUUAUCUAGGACACAAAUGUUUAAACAUAUUGUUUCUAAGUUCAUAAAGGUGGCAGUAUCGUAUGAAGAGGAAGACCUCAAGUUUGUUGAUGACACUGUCUAUCUCAUGUUUACUGAUAUGCUAAUGACACUGCCAAUAAAUUUUUUAUAUCAUCAUUAG